This is a messenger RNA of Durusdinium trenchii, 1455 nucleotides long. The record is from the annotation of a GenBank genome assembly. Lineage: Eukaryota; Dinophyceae; Suessiales; Symbiodiniaceae.
GAGGCCAGCGAGGUCUCCUUCAAUGCCGCCAUGUGCUUCUCCCCGUGGGCUCAAGCGCUUCAGCUGCUGCGAAAUCUGGAGGGUCUCAAGCCUACGGAUGCCAUUGGCUCCAACGCCGCGGCCAGCUGCAUGGAGCACUGGGUUUGGGCCCUGCAGCUGCUGAAGCGCCUAGGCCUCCGGCAACUGGAAGCCACGACGAUCAGCUUCAACAGCACCAUCUCUGCGGGCGCCCGCACGACCUCGUGGCAUCAAACACUCCAGCUGUGGAAUUCCAUGGGAGCCCAAGAGGACAUCAUCAGCCGCAAUGGGCUCAUCACCGCGGUCGCCUCGACCGCGCGGAUGGGCGCCACGUCCCGAUGGCCUGAAGCCUUACACCUGUGUAGCGCAAGCAGUGCGAAGAGGUUGCAGCCCAGUCUCAUCACUUACAAUGCCACCAUCAAUGUCUGUGAGAAGGCGGAGGUUUGGCCGUGGGUCCUGGAGCUGCUCCGCAUGCUGGGUCCAAGCCUUGACCUCUUUAGCAACAAUGGAGCGCUCAAGGCAUGCGCUUGGGAUUUGUCCCUCGUUUUGCUGCAUCACAUGGGCCACCUGAGCUUGGAGCCGGACCAGGUGAGUCUCUCUGCUUCCAUGGGCUUCCGCUGGCGCCAUUCUGUGGCCCUGCUGCGUGCAGAGUGCCUGCCGGUGCCGAACGAGGUGAGCAUGGGUGCAGCCCUCAACGCAUGUGAGAAGAGCACCCAGUGGCUGAAGGCUAUAGUGUUGCUAGGGCUGAUGCCAACAUCACAGCUAAAGGCCAACUCCACCAUCUACAACACCACCAUCAGUGCCUGUGAAAAAGGCUUCACUUGGGCACAGGCCUUCGCUACCCUUCAACAGAUGAUGAGAAGCAGAGUCCAACGCACCGAGACCACCAUCAAUGCCUUAGUGAGUGCCUGUGAGAAGUGUUCCACCUGGCUUUGGGCCCUCCACCUCCUCGCCCCAUCGACCGUGCGGGGUCCCCCGCGCGCGGGGUCGCCGAUGGGACUCAACGCCGCCAUGGCUGCCGGGCACAAAGGACAUUGCUCUUGGCGGAGAAUCCUGAGACUCCUGGCAGACACCGGUGAACUCCGCACCGCGGUCUCCUUCGACUCAGCCCUGGCUGCCUUGAGCUGGGAGUGGACCCAAGGGCUCCACCUGCUGCGGCAAAUGCAGUGCGAAGUGGGAUGCACCGGAUUCAGCUACGAGCUCCUGAUGAACGCCUUGGACUCCGCGCCCAGACACGUGCUCUUGGCCCACGAGCUCCUCACCGAGGACGAAGGGGUCCGAAAAGGGGUGCGGAUGGGGCAGACGCGGACCGUUUUGGUUGGCGCGAAGGAGUUUUCACCCUGGGCCAUGAGGGUGGAAUGUCAUUUCGUGUUGAACCUGGGGCUCAGGUGUCGUUCACCGUUGGUUUGAAGCGUUGCUGCAUUUCCCCAUUUUGGG